GACCUGGGCUCGCGGCCCGCUGUGUUUGGAGUACACGGAGAGAGAGAGGAAGCAACAUGGCGACUGCGAGCGACCCGAAGCGGGACGCCGGCCAUUCGCUUUGAGCUUUCUCGCGUUAACCGUGUCUGUGGCGUCGGUGAACUACUGUAUCCGUGUUUCUGCGAGUUCAGCUUUCCGUCGGUGCUUGAAAAUCCGAGUUUUCUGCACUUCCGGUGCGCGCUAGGACUGAAAAAGAAAAGAAUAGGUUUUUCUAUGUGUAAUGAGGGGGAGAAGAGGCAGGCCGCCCAAAACCCUGCUGAUGCAGGAGCCUUCUCCAGGGCCGGUGCGCGGUCUCAGACCACGGAAAGGAUUAAAGGCGAAGGGAAGAGGUGGCAGCGACGACGAAUUUGUGACACCCAAGCGGGGAAACCCUCAUUCAUCGCGCGGCAAGAGGAAAGCUGGAUCCUCGGCAUCGCGGGGUAGAGGCAGGGGCAGAGGAGCUGGACGAGGUAGGGGGAGACGGAGCUCCGCUAGCGCUGUGGUUUACGACGACCACGAGAGCGAGGAAGAGGAGGAUGCGGUGAGUUUAGCCUCGGAGGAAGAUGACUUCAUGGAAGAAGAGCCUCUCACGGAGGAAGAAGAUGAGGUCAUCGACAACGAGUCGGACUACCUCGAGCUGCCCGAGGAGGAGGAGGAGGACGAUGCCAGCUACUGCACCGAGAGCAGCCACGGCAGCACUCCAGGCCGGAGGAGACGACGUGCCCGUCGGCCACCGUCUCCUGUCUUAGAACAGAAAGAGAUCCCUCCACUGGAGCUGCCCAAGUCCUCAGAGGACCUGCUCAUCCCUCCCGAGCAGCUGCUGAAUGCCUCAGCCGUGUACGAGGUGCUGCGCUCUUUCAGCACAGUGUUACGCCUCUCGCCCUUUCGCUUUGAGGACUUCUGCGCAGCGCUGGCAGGCCAGGAGCAGUGCGCACUUCUGGCUGAGACACACAUAGCGUUGUUGAAGGCUAUCUUGCGUGAGGAGGACUCCUCCAACACCACAUUUGGGCCAGCUGACCUCAAGGACAGCGUCAACUCUACUCUGUACUUUGUGGACGGCAUGACGUGGCCUGAGGUGGUGCGAGCGUACUGCGAGAGUGAACCCGAAUAUGGUGGCGCUGCACUUGGACACCUGGAGGUUGACGAGUACCCCUAUGGCCCGCUGGAAAGCAAGGUGAAGGUGCUGCAGUUUCUUGUGGACCGCUUUCUCACCACUAAUAUGGCCCGUGAAGAGCUGAUGAGCGAAGGAGCCGUGCAGUAUGACGACCACUGCCGCGCCUGCCACCGUCUCGGUGACCUCCUCUGCUGUGAAACAUGCUCUGCUGUCUACCAUCUGGAGUGCGUGCGGCCACCUCUGGAGGCUGUGCCUGAGGAUGAGUGGCAGUGUGAGAUAUGUGUAGCACAUCGAGUGCCCGGGGUCAGCGACUGCAUCACUGAGGCUCAGAGGAGCCGCCCGUACCUGCGGCAGGAACCCAUUGGCUAUGACCGUCACCAACGGAAGUACUGGUUCCUCAAUCGCAGAGUUAUUGUGGAGGAAGAUGGUGAUGUGGAAGGGAAGAGGAUCUGGUACUACAGCACUAAGGUGCAGCUGAGUGAGCUGAUCAAGGUUGUGGAUAAGGAGUUCUGGGAGAAUGACCUCUGUGCUAUGUUGGAGGAGCUGAAAGAGGAGAUUCACUUGCACAUGGACAUUACUGAGGACCUCACCAACAAGGCUCGUGGCAACAACAAGGCCUACCUCACUGUCAUCAACGAUGAGAUCCUGGAAAAGCAGAAGGCUCGUCAGUCAGAACUCAAUGAGGAAAAGCAGAAAGCUGCAGAACAUGACAGCCUUGGGUCAAAGGUCAAUGAAGGAUUCGAAGGUGAUAACCCAGUCUCCUCUAUCACCGAACUGUCCUCUUCACGACCGGACUCUGAAGACGGGAAUUCUGCCAGUGACAAGCUUGCGGCUGACGCCCCAGCUCCUCCUGCUGGUGAAGAGAGUAACAGUGUGUGUGAGCGCCCUCAGGCUGACUCUUCUGGGCCGUCUAAAACCGACCCUCCGUCUACAUCCACUGCAGAAGACCCUUGUGAAGGGGCACAGAGGGGAUGGGCAGAAAAAAGCUCCGAGUCGGGUUUCGGAGGCAGUGGAGAGCCCGUCCUGGAAAGCGAGGCACCGCAGGUUGCGGAUGAGAACAGCUGCAGCAGUCACUUCUCUAUUUCUGAAUGCUUGAGGGCUCCUGAGGAGCCCGACCUCAUAGACCGCUCCUCUCAAUCCUCCAUUAACAGCCAGGAUGAUGCUGGUGAGGGUAAAGGAAAUGGUGAUGGAAAGACGGGUUCAGCAACACGUAUGGUGACACGUCUGCGAAACCCGGACAGCAAAUUAAGCCAGCGCAAGGUCAUGCAGGACAAAGAUGCUAGCUCACAGGACAGCAAAGCACUUAAAGAGACUCCUCUGCUGUCAAGCUUGGUCAGGAAAGACCUAGGCCUAAAGACCAGCUCCAGCAGCGGUUACUUCAAGCUUGGCCAAGAGGGCAAAUUCCGCGUCUACCAUAACCAGUACAGCACAAAUGCUCUGGCACUUAAUAAACACCAGCACCGUGAGGACCACGACAAACGAAGGCACCUUUCGCAUAAGUUCUGUAUGACACCCGCCGGCGAGUUCAAGUGGAAUGGCUCAGUGCACGGCUCCAAAAUGCUGACCAUAUCCACACUGAGGCUUACUAUCAUCCAGCUGGAGAACAAUAUCCCUGCACCCUUCCUGCAUCCCAACUGGGCAUCACACAGGUCCAACUGGAUUAAGGCGGUCCAGAUGUGCAGCAAAGCGAGAGAAUUUGCCUUGGCUUUGGCUAUUCUGGAGUGUGCAAUCAAACCAGUAGUCAUGCUCCCGAUAUGGAAGGAUUCUCUAGGUCACACAAGGCUCCAUCGAAUGACCGCUAUGGAGCGGGAGGAGAAAGAGAAGGUGAAAAAGAAAGAGAAAAAGCUGGAGGAUGAAGAGACGAUGCAGCAGGCGACGUGGGUGAAAUACACAUUUCCCAUUAAGCAUCAGGUGUGGAAACAGAAGGGUGAGGAGUACAGAGUGACUGGUUAUGGUGGCUGGAGCUGGGUCAGUAAAACCCACGUCCCACGUUUUGUCCCUAGAUUACCUGGAAACACAAAUGUCAACUAUCGAAAAGCACUUGAAGCAGCUAAUAGUGGCAAGGAAAGUCAGACAUCCUGCCCAGAAAAUUGCCAAAACCCAAUCCCUGAAACCCCAAAGGAACACUCACCUGAAAAGGAGCAAACACUCACAAAGAAGGAUGAACAAAAGGGAGAAAAGAUGGAGGUAGAUGAGAAGACUGAGGCUGAGAGUGAUGAGCUUAGAAAAAUUGAAGCAUCGGAAAAGAUUGACACAAGCACCCCUGACUUCACUAGCCCCAAUGAAGAAAAAGUUAAUACUAAAAACACACCCUCACCUUUGAAGAAUGAACAGUGUGUGAAAGGGGAAUCUGUAGAAUGUGAAGAGUCCAAAGCAUGUGCAGCAAUUCAGUCUCGGGUGUCAUUUGAAGAUGACGUUGUUAAUGUCAGCCAGGGAUUUAUACUUCGCACAGCUUACAAAAAGAAGGGUAAAGGCUCAAAGCUCGAUGGUCUUUUGGAGCGGCGGGUCAAGCAGUUUGCUUUGGAGGAGCGACAGAGGCCGGAAAAGCUCAAGCAAGUUGCUGACUCAAAACCCACCAAUGAAAAUGGGACAAAGGAUCAGGAGAAGACCAGUCUGUCUCUGAACCAAGAGCUUAAAACUGAAGGAUCAUCUUUCGAAGCUACUAAAACUGUUCUGUCUGACCAGGCAGUAAACCCAUUGGUGAAGGAAAAAGAUCCUGUAGUACAAAAGCUUGACUUUGACCAAGAUGAGAAGGUGCCACAUGGUUCUUCAGAACAGACUGAAAAUCUUGAUGUCAGACAGGGAUCUAAUAUAAAGACUGAAGCGGUUGCAUCUCUUGCAGAAAAAGAGCAGAAAGUUGCACCAGAACCAGAGCACAAAACAGGGAAUGGCACGUUAAUAACUAAUGCAGAGCUUAAUGGAGGUUCUCGGAAAGAUCUGGAAGGCAGCCUUAACUCAAACAGCAAAAUGGCAUGCCUGAAAUUUGAUGCUACAGAGAAGAAGGAUACAACUGAAAACAGUUCUUCCAUGGAAAAGAAUGGCUUAAGUAAAGAAACAAACUUGCCAGUGCAUGUCAAUGGCAGAGAUGGUUCAGUGGACUCUCCGCCCACAAAUUUGACCAAUAAUAUCAACUCAAAAGAAAUAAAGCAGGGAGAAGAAGAGGAGACAAAAACACUUCCCUCCAAGGAUCCCAUAAAAUCACUAAUGAACGGUGACCUGACUCAAGUCAGCCAGAACAGCAAAGCUCAGCUUAUUGAGGAGACCGCUGUGGACAAGUCAAACUUGGAGUACCUGCCCUCUCAGAAGGUUGCGAGAAUAGAUUGUAACACUGAGGGCAAAACAGUGUCUGCAAUAGGUUCUUCUCCCUCCCAGCUUUUCCCAGCAGAAACCGUAAAGUCAGAUGGACUUAGUAGCAGUACCAGGGUAUCACCAAUGGAGACGGAAGAGGCCAAGAUGAAAACUCUCAGCUCGUCACCCAUUCUGUCAACGGAGGAGUCCAGCCUAAGUAGUGAUGUUGCUGAGAACAGCACUAACAGUAGUAGUGGGGUCAAGAACACAAUAACCCAAGUCACCACUAUAACCACUUCUACCACUACAGUGGCGACCGAAUCACACACUGUUGAGACACCCGGCUUGCCUGAUGGUACCACUAACAGUAAACAUUCUUCAGCAUUGACAUCUGAGUCAAAAGUGGAAUCCAUGAUUUCCGUCUCUACUCUUUCCACUACAAGUACCACCACAGUAACCAAAGUGACAAACCCAAGCCAUGGUGCAAAAGUUACAGAGCAGAGCAGGACGAUUGUCACAGCAAUGUUUACAGCUGCUAAAUCAGCACCUUCAAGUACCUCUGUGACUUCAGUCACCCUGAGUAAGGAGUACUCCACCAGAGACCGGGUGCGGCUAUUGAAGUUCUCCCGCUGCAAGAAGACCCGGUCUGGUACGGCUCUGCCUUCAUAUCGCAAGUUUGUAACAAAGAGCAGCAAGAAAAGCAUUUUUGUGCUCCCCAAUGACGACCUAAAGAAGCUUGCGAGGCGAGCAGGUAUCCGUGAGGUGCCUAUUUUUAAUUACAACGCCAAGCCAGCAUUAGAUGUCUGGCCAUAUCCAUCCCCAAGGCCCACUUUUGGAAUCACAUGGAGGUAUCGGCUUCAGACAGUAAAGUCUUUGGCUGGGGUGAGUCUGAUGUUACGCCUGCUUUGGGCAUGCCUCAGGUGGGAUGAUAUGUCAGUGAAGCCCUCUCCAGCCGUUGGAACCACACGCACAGAAACAUCUGACACUGAGAUAACAACAACUGAGAUUAUUAAGCGAAGAGACGUAGGACCAUAUGGUAUCCGCUCAGAGUAUUGCAUCAGGAAAAUUAUUUGCCCCCUGGGUGUGCCUGAGACUCCUAAAGAAACCCCCACACCCCAAAGAAAGGGUCUGCGCUCAAGUGCUCUGCGGCCAAAGAAACCAGAGCCCUCUAAGCAGACGGGGCCAGUUGUCAUUGAGAAAUGGGUGCCAGAGGAGGACCUGGAACUUUGGGAGAUUCGAGCCUUUACCGAAAGGGUUGAGAGGGAAAAGGCACAGUCAGCAGACCCAACUAAGGUUAGUGUGCAGAAGACAGCUGAGGAGGUCAAGGCUCAGUUGGAAGCUCAACUAAAGCAGCAGAGAUUGGCAGCCCAGCAGAAACGUUUGGAGCAGCAGAAAACUGGAGGAACCACAACGCUAUCCAUAAGCAGCACACCUACCAGCACCGCAUCAUCCACACAGAAGGUGGUGGUAGGUUCUCUGAGCAGUCCAGUCACCCCUGGGACAAAAGUGGUGCUUGCCACCAAGUUAGGUGCUCCAGUGCAGUUUCAGCAGGGCAAGAACUUCCAGCAGUCCUUUGCCUCCUGGGUCAAGCAGGGCCAAAACAAUGCAGCCUCCACUACUUCCGUUACCACAGUGGCAGCGAGUAGCGUCAGCACGUCUGGGCAAACGUUCCAGAUCGCUGCUGCGUCAGGCUUGAUGACUGGCAAUGUCAUUACCGCCAAACUGCCUCUGCCGGCCAACAGCAAGAUAGUCACAGUGAAUGUGCCAACUACGCAAGGAGGUGUUGUCCAGGUGCAGCAGAAGGUUCUUGGCAUCAUUCCAUCCAGUACAGCAGCCACACCUCAGUCAUUCUCCUCAUUCCAGUCCCGUUCGGGCAGCGUCAACAUCCGACCCAACACCAGCACCUCCACACAGCAAUCUACCACUGCUGGAACUCCUGUCCGGCCUGGGAUGACGGUGGUUCGAUCACCCCUCCAACAGACUACAACUUUGGGCAAGACUAUCAUUCGCGCACCUCUAAUAGUUCAACAAGGCCAAGGUCAGCAGGUGGUUACUCAAAUCAUCCGAGGAACACCUGUAUCAAAGGCUGUGAGCAGCAAUACCCCAGGGCAGGUGGUGGGUUCUCCUUCUCUACCCUCUACCCCUGGGCAGCCCCAGACUCCACAUGCUCCCAGCACUGCCCGACCACAACAAGGUCAAGUUAAACUCACUCUGGCUCAGCUAACACAGCUCACGCAAGGAGCUCAGGGUGGGAAUCCAGGUUUGACUGUGGUGAUCCAGGGUCAGGGGCAGACUACAGGGCAGCUGCAGGUCAUCCCUCAGGGUGUGACUGUGAUCCCAGGUCCUGGUCAGCAGCUCAUGCAGGCAGCUAUGCCAAAUGGCCAGGUCCAGCGCUUCCUCUUCACUCCUAUGCCUCCAGCACCAGCUGCACCAGCUACUCCAGCUCCCACCUUAUCCACAUCGAGCACCUCAGCUACUCCCGCGAGUAGCACCAUACCCACCACCACCACCACCGUGGACCCUACUACGUCAGCAAGGCCAGCAAUACAACCUGCAGCUCAGGUCUCGCCCAUCAUUCAACCCUCCAUCCUUCCCUCGUCUCCACCCGCUCUUUCUAAAUCCCAACCUAUGCUACAGCCAGCCACCUCAUCCCAAACACCAACAUCAUCUGUUCCAGUUCCUACACUGCAAACUACAUUUUCUACACAAGCCCUGCUUCAACCUCAAUCCCAAAUCCAAAACCAAACACAAUCACAACCCCAAAGCCAUUCCCAAGCCCUGCAACAUCAAACCCAGUCACAAGCCAAAACCCAACCACAGCUUCAAAACCAGCUACAGCAACAAAUCCAAAUCCAUUCCCAACCCCAGAUUCAAACCCAGUUGCAGCACCAAGUUUCAACACAACCCCAAAUCCAGUCUCAACAGCAGCUCCAGCCUCAAGCUCAACAGCAGGCAAAUGUUCAACCACUGCAGCAAAUUCAGACUCAGCAGCAGACUCAGGCCCAGUCACAGCUUCAGCCUCAGCAGCAACUCCAACUUCAGCCUCAACAGCAAAUCCAGUCCCAAGUCCAACAGCAGCCCCAACCCCAGGCACAGCUUCAGCCUCAACUGCAGCCCCAACCUCAGGCACAGCUUCGGCCUCAACUGCAGCCCCAACCCAAGGCACAGCUUCAGCCUCAACUGCAGCCCCAACCCCAGGCACAGCUUCAGCCUCAACUGCAGCCCCAACCCCAGGCACAGCUUCAGCCUCAACUGCAGCCCCAACCCCAGGCACAGCUUCAGCCUCAACUGCAGCUCCAACCCCAGGCACAGCUUCAGCCUCAAAUGCAGCUCCAACCCCAGGCACAGCUUCAGCCUCAACUGCAGCUCCAACCCCAGGCACAGCUUCAGCCUCAACUGCAGCUCCAACCCCAGGCACAGCUUCAGCCUCAACUGGAGCCCCAACCCCAGGUACAGCUUCAGCCUCAACAACAAAGUCAACCCCCGCAGCAACUUCAAGCCCAACUUCAACUUCAGCCUCAACAGCAAUCCCAGCUCCAGAUCCAGCCUCAACAAGAAUCCCAACUUCAGCCUCAGCAGCAACUCCAAGUGCAGUCACAGCUUCAGUCCCAACAGAAAACCCCUCUCCAGCUGCAGCAACAGCUUCAACCCCAACAGCAACUUCAGCCUCAGCAGCAACCCCAACACCAUACCCAGCUGCAACAUCAGACUCAACAGCCUCAACAGAUUUCUCAUGUUCCGUCACAGCCACAACAGCAGCCCCAACCUCAAGCUCAUUUGCCUGCUCAAGCCCCAGUCCCGCCCACUUCCCCCUUAUCUGUGUCUCAUGUAGCCCAAGUGACUUCCCCCCCAACACAGGUAGCCUCUAUUGCUGUAGCUCCACAGGUAACCCAGACCACAGUAACUCAGGUUCGGCCUCAGAUCCAGCUCCCUGCCCAGCUCCUUAGUGUUCCAGGGAUCCAGCAGCAAGUCCUGUCCCAUAUCCAGAACCAAGUAGCAGCACAGCUCCAGGCCCAGGCCCAGCAUGGUACCCUUCCCCAGCAGAUCAAACUGCAGCUGCCUAUCCAGAUCCAGCAGCAGGGUGGAGGCCAGGUGCAGACACAUCAGAUUCAGAAUGUGGUGACUAUUCAGACUGCCAGUGUCCAGGAGCAGCUCCAGCGCAUCCAGCAGCUGCGAGAUCAACAGCAGCAGAAGAAGAAGCAGCAAGAGGCUAAGAGGGAGCAGGCUCAACAGGCUGCCAGCCAGAGUGAGCUGCUGCAGAAGCAGGUGGUCAUGAAGCAGAAUGCAGUCAUAGAGCACUUAAAGCAGAAGAAAGCCAUGACGCCAGCAGAGAGGGAGGAGAAUCAGAGGAUGAUUGUGUGUAAUCAGGUGAUGAAGUUUAUAUUGGAUAAGAUUGACAAAGAUGAAAAGCAGGCAGCCAAAAAGCGGAAGCGGGAGGAGUCAGUGGAGCAGAAGCGCAGCAAACAGAACGCCAGCAAGCUCUCGGCUCUGCUCUUUAAACACAAAGAGCAACUGAAAGCUGAGAUUCUGAAGAAGAGAGCCCUGCUGGAUAAAGAGCUACAGGUGGAAGUGCAGGAGGAGCUGAGGAGAGAUCUGAGCAAGUUGAGGAGAGAAAAGGAGAAAGCCCAGGCUGCAGCAUCUCAAGCAGCCGCCACAGCCAUUAGUGCCCAGGCGACCUCUCUCUCCACACACUCCUCCACCAUCACUUCACCCCACUCCAGCCAUAAACGCAAACGAGACGAGGAGCGAGAUGCAGCCUUGUCUAAGAGCAAGAAGAAGAAGAUGAUCUCCACCUCAUCGAAGGACAACAAGAGAGACACAAAACUGUACUGUGUAUGCAAAACACCCUAUGACGAAUCAAAGUUUUAUAUUGGCUGUGAUCUCUGUUCGAACUGGUACCAUGGUGAGUGUGUGGGCAUCACAGAGAAGGAGGCCAAGAAGAUGGAUGAUUACAUCUGUAUGGAAUGUAAAAGGGCACAGGAAGGCAGCUCAGAGGAGCUCUAUUGCAUCUGCAGAACACCAUAUGAUGAGUCCCAGUUCUACAUUGGCUGUGACCGCUGCCAGAACUGGUACCAUGGACGCUGUGUGGGCAUUCUGCAGAGUGAGGCAACUCACAUCGACGAAUAUGUUUGCCCUCAGUGCCAGUCUACAGAGGAGGCCAUGACUGUCCUGUCCCCGCUCACAGAUAAGGAUUACGAGGGUUUGAAGCGAAUCCUUCGAUCCUUACAGGCCCACAAAAUGGCAUGGCCUUUUCUGGAACCAGUCGACCCUAAUGAUGCUCCAGAUUAUUAUGGGGUCAUAAAGGAACCUAUGGAUCUAUCCACCAUGGAACAGCGGAUACAGAAACGAUUUUACAGCAAGCUAACAGAAUUUGUAGCGGACAUGACCAAAAUUUUCGACAACUGCCGCUACUACAACCCCAGCGACUCACCUUUUUACCAGUGUGCCGAGUUCUUGGAAUCCUUCUUUGUACAGAAACUCAAAGCUUUCAAAGCAAGCAGAUUGAUGUCUUGAGUCUGACGUAUAGCUGGAAUCUAUGCUGAAGGGGUGGAGUUUCUCUUUUAUAGAUACAUUGGACUUGCUGUUUUAUGAGCAGCUGAAACUCCACAUGAUUUUUAUAUUUUAUUUAAGUUAAUUGAGUCGUUUUUUUUGCAUCAGAAGGGGGGAAAGACUUGUUAAUGGCCAAACGUAUCCCAGGCAUGGCUUCAUUGACAAUCACAGAAUGGCAGCCAUGUUGUUAAAUGAUAAAUACAAGAGUAUGACUUAAGUGCACACAAUGUAUUGUGGAUUUUUCUUUUUCUUUCUUUUUUUUUUUUUUUUUUUAAAACCCUCUUGUUAAUAAUGUUCACAUAUUAGUAAUUAUGAUAUUUUAUUUGUAUAUGCCUAACAACAAUGCCUUGUUCUGCUCAAAUGUGUUUACUUUGGCACUGGUUAAAUAUUUUGUAUAUUUUAUUGUAAGAUGGAUUGGAUUUUUCUCACACAGCCUUUUCUGGUUCGUCUGCUUGUCCCGGACCUGAUGAAUUUAGCGGUUUAUCAUGCGUUCCCGCAGUUGAACAAAUCAUUGCUCAUCAUUCAUCUGCAAUAUUCUGUCAGUGAAAUAGGAAUAAAAAUUUAAAUUGUCAUAUUUGGAAGAUUCUGGUUUUAAAUCCUUUUGUGAAGGUUUUUAUGUUAAAAGCGAUGAUAUAGAUUUGGAGAAUGGAAUAUUUUAUGUAGUGUUAGUACCCAGACUGUACCAUGACAUUUUGGCUUUGUCUUUUGUUUGUUCUCCAAUAAACAACCUACCAGGGACCAAUAUCAUAUUUAGCUUCCAAAUUACUUCCAGAACUGCCGCAGAGAUUUCCUUGCAUGGCUGCCAUGUCCACUCCCAUGCCAUCCCACAUCAUCACCCAGACAAUGCAUACAUGUCUUUUUUGCUAUCUGUCUCAUUUUCAUUUCCUUUGUCUUUUUUGUUGUUGUUGUUUUUGUUUUUGUUUCUUUCUCGUGUCUUGUCCGCUGUUCAAUAAAAACUUCAAACAGCUUCAA
Tachysurus fulvidraco (yellow catfish) is the source of this 10942-nucleotide messenger RNA. RefSeq names its product bromodomain PHD finger transcription factor (gene bptf). NCBI's taxonomy places the organism in Eukaryota, Metazoa, Chordata, Actinopteri, Siluriformes, Bagridae. Gene Ontology annotation, cellular component: NURF complex. Gene Ontology annotation, biological process: regulation of transcription by RNA polymerase II. Gene Ontology annotation, molecular function: RNA polymerase II cis-regulatory region sequence-specific DNA binding; zinc ion binding. The transcript has 32 exons. The coding region runs from base 260 to 9934 and encodes 3224 amino acids. The record is from RefSeq and is a predicted model, not a curated record.